CAACACGAUGAUUGGCUUAACUGCCUGUAGCGUCACUGUCAGAGAGCCAAUCAGCUCCCGGGUGGGAGCGCGGAUAUUUGAAAACAGAGAUGGCGGCGGUGCGAGCCGUGCUUCGGCGUUGUGAUCCGGCCCUGCUGGAGCCCCGCGGAGAACCGGAGCCGGACUGCGACCAGGCGGCGCGGAUGGUGCUCUUCCUUACGGACCGCCGUCGCAUGCAGAAGGUUCUGUGGCGUCAGCUGUUUGUCCUCGACUCCAUGAUGUCACUGCUGGAAGGACUGGAGUCUGCCCAGCAACUGAUGGCACAGUCCUGCCCCCCCCAACCAGAGGGUGGGGCUCGGGGCAGGUGGAAGGCACUGAAGGUGGAGAGCAGGUCAGGGGUGGAGGAGACCGAGGCGCUGCUCAGAUCUCUGCAGGACAGAAUCCAACAGAUCCACGACAGACGACACACACUCACACAGCUGGCUCAGCAUCUGCAUAGCAAGAGGCAGCAGAGUGAGCAGCUGGAGUCGUUGCUGCUGAACACCCAGAAUGCUUUGCAGUCAUGUGACCUUCAGCUGGCCCAGUUGAGGGCGGAGUCAGAGGUGACGCUCGGUCACCUGAUCGAGUGGCAGCGACUUAGAGACGAGCUGCAGGUGCACGUCAGCACCACGCAGGACGUCAUGCAGAUCAACCUGCUCGCCUUCAACCAAUCAGAGCUGUGUGUGGAGCUCAGGCCACACACCUCUUCUGACUUGUUGUCCAAUGAACUGGAGCCGCUGAGGCUGUCAGUCACCUGGAGCCAUGACGACCGCUUCAGACUGCAGGUGAGCGAGGGGACGGCGGGCCUCGCGGAGGACAGCCUGACGGGCCGACGGGUGGAGCUGAGCGCCGCCCUGCUGGAGGUGAUGCGGUGUUUUGUUGGGCAGGCCGAGCUGUUGUCUGAGAUCAAGAGCCUGCGGUCCAGCUUUGCCAUUGACUGGCACCCCGCCCAGCGCCUCCUCGUCUACCUGAAGACGGCAUCGCUGGUGUGUCAGCUGGAGGUGGAGGAGGGAUACCCACGCGUGGGGCGGGCGCGCCUGCUGUCCGUUCGGCGGGACGGGCAACAUGUGGACACAUCUGGGCUGAAGCCUCCCAGCGGUGAGCUGCGUCUGACCGAGUGGUUGGUGUUUCUCUACAGCAGUCCUCUCCUCUGAACGACGUCUUCCUCCUUUACCGUUUCCUGUCUUCUCUCACACAUCCACCGGGGGUCGCUCUCUCACCUGCACAUGUGUUACCUGCCCUGAAGUGUUUUUGUCUGUGAUCACAUGACAUGAAAAUAAACCUCUGCCUGCAGGACAAA
Messenger RNA from Haplochromis burtoni (Burton's mouthbrooder), 1318 nucleotides. RefSeq lists its product as uncharacterized. Gene Ontology annotation, cellular component: dendrite; kinetochore; cytosol. Lineage: Eukaryota; Metazoa; Chordata; Actinopteri; Cichliformes; Cichlidae. Bases 90 to 1172 code for a protein of 360 amino acids. The record is from RefSeq and is a predicted model, not a curated record. Gene Ontology annotation, biological process: establishment of localization in cell; mitotic cell cycle checkpoint signaling; mitotic sister chromatid segregation. The transcript has 9 exons.